Molecule: messenger RNA, 2580 nt
Organism: Thermochaetoides thermophila DSM 1495
Lineage: Eukaryota; Fungi; Ascomycota; Sordariomycetes; Sordariales; Chaetomiaceae
Exons: 3
Coding region: 1-2580 (859 amino acids)
Biological process (GO): endoplasmic reticulum membrane fusion
Cellular component (GO): endoplasmic reticulum
Molecular function (GO): GTPase activity; GTP binding
Source: RefSeq, a predicted model, not a curated record
AUGAACGGUCACUUUUCUGCUGUCGGCGAUGCGCCGGCAGCCAACAACUUCACGCAUGGGAUACAGGUGAUCGACGAAGACAAGGCAUUCAACGCCAACCUCAACGACUACUUGACCGAGACCAACGUGGCUAAGGCCGGCUUCAACUACCACCUGAUCUCUGUCUUUGGCUCGCAGUCGACUGGCAAGUCGACGCUGCUGAACCAUCUAUUCGGUACCAACUUCGACGUCAUGUCCGAGGUCGAGCGUCGCCAGACUACCAAGGGCAUCUGGAUGGCCAAGAACAAACGUAUUGCUGCUGAGGGUAACGAGGACAAGAUGGCCGACAACAUUUUGGUUAUGGAUGUCGAGGGUACCGACGGUCGCGAGCGUGGCGAGGACCAAGACUUCGAACGCAAGAGCGCCCUGUUUGCUUUGGCCACUAGCGAGGUGUUGAUUGUCAAUAUCUGGGAGCACCAGGUCGGCCUGUAUCAGGGCGCCAACAUGGGUCUACUGAAGACAGUGUUUGAGGUCAAUCUGCAAUUGUUUCUCAAGGAUAGACAAUCGCAAACCCGCUCGCUGCUCUUUUUCGUCAUCCGCGACCACAUCGGCAACACUCCCCUUGCCAACCUCCGUAACACCCUGAUUCAAGACCUGACGAGGAUCUGGUCCUCUAUCGCAAAGCCUGAGGGGCUCGAGAACUCCAAGAUUGAAGACUACUUCGACUUUGCCUUCGCCGCCCUUCCUCACAAGAUCCUGCAGCCCGAGAGGUUCCAGGAGGAGGUGCAGAAGCUGAGCACGCGCUUUAAGGAAGGCUACCGCUCCUCCAAGGACCAGGAGCUGGAGGGUGGCGUCUUCUUGCCCGAAUACCACCGCAGAAUACCUGCUGACGGUCUGUCGGUCUACUGCAAGGGUGUCUGGGACCAGAUCGUCAACAACAAGGACCUCGAUCUGCCCACGCAGCAGGAGCUGCUUGCCCAGUUCCGUUGUGACGAGAUUGCGCGCGAAGUCCUGGUCGGCUUCGACGCCGUCAUUGUUCCUCUUGAGGAGCAGCAGGCCGACGCCGCCCGUCAGGGCAAGCCGGGCAUCAUUCCCAACCUGGGCACGACCGGUGGCGGCGCCCGCGAGAAGUGUGUCAAAGCCUUCGAGAUCCAAGCCUCCCGCUACCACAAGGGCGUCUACAGCACCAAGCGCGCCGAACUCGAGAGCAAGAUCGAUGCCCGUCUCAAGGCCAUUUACACUACCCAUCUCACGGACGUUCACAAGGCUGGCAUCGCCUCCUUUAGCGAUGCUGUCACUGCGGCUGUCAAGGCUGGCCAAAAGGCCGGCGGCGCAUACGAAUUCGCGAUGAUUGUCUCGCAGCAGAAGGAGAAGUCCCUCGAUGCCUUCCGCAAGGAAGCCCAGUCCCUCCUGAUCGAAGGCGUUGCCUGGACAAACUUCGGGCCGCAGCUCCGGCUGUUCGAGAAGGAGCUGGACGAGGUCAGCGCGCGCUUGCGCAAGGAGGAGUUGAGGCGCCUUGCGGCUCGCGUCGAACGCAGUGUGAAGACUCGUCUUGGGGAUGCUGUUGGGUUGGAGUUCAAUAAGCUGGGCACCGGUAGGGGCGGGUCUGGCGCUCCAGAGACGGGGGAGAAGCCGGCUAGUGAGAAGGAUCUUUGGGAUCGCGUGUGGAAGGUCUUCACUGAUAUUGUCGAUGAUGCUGCGGCGAAGUUUGCCGACCGCGCCAAGAGCUUCCAGGCUAGUGAGGAGGAGGUUGCGGUGGGCAUCUGGCGGCUGCGGCGCAAGAGCUGGAUUGCGCUGCGCGAGCGCAUCGAUGAGGAGAUGCAGGAGGGCAAUAUCCUGAUGAAGUUGAGGGAAAACUUUGAGGAUAAGUUUCGGUAUGAUGCUGACGGCGUGCCAAGGAUCUGGCGGCCCACUGAUGAUAUCGAGGGAGUGUACACCAAGGCGCGGGAGGCCACACUCGCGCUUAUUCCGCUGUUGGCGAAGAUUAAGCUUGUUGCGACAGGCGCUGCGCCGGAUUUGGUAGCUUUCAUUGGCGCCCAGCCGGCUGGAGUUGAUAUCAGGGAAGAGGACGAUCUUGUGCCGAUUGGCGGCAUCGAUGAUGAGGAUGGCAAAACACUGGACGAUGAGAUGGCCGUCUUGAGCGAGAGCAAGAGACAGGAUCUUGUUGCUCGUUUCAAGAAGAUGGCCGAUGGUGUCUAUGUGGAGGCCAAGCGCAGUGCCAUUGGGGGCAUUACCCAGGUGCCGUUCUACUUCUAUGUGGCUAUGUUGGUUUUGGGAUGGAACGAGUUCGUCAUGGUCCUGCGCAACCCCGUGCUCUUCAUGAUGCUUCUGAUCGUGACCGGCGGCUUGUACGUGGCCUAUUCGCUCAACCUGCUCGGCCCCAUGAUGCAAAUGGCCAAUGCUGCCACCAACCAGGCGGUCGAGAUCGGAAAGGACAAGUUACGCCAGUUCAUCGCGGAGAACGACAGGGUUCGGCAGGCUAUUGGCGUGCCGGCUCGCCAGGAGAAUGGUCACUACCAGAACGGCGGUGCCGUCCACCUGGAUCGUUUGGAUAGCCGAGGAAAGAAGGUAGCGAGCCAGGAGAGUGAUGAUGAUAUUUAG